Messenger RNA from Eutrema salsugineum, 1764 nucleotides. RefSeq lists its product as uncharacterized. The record is from RefSeq and is a predicted model, not a curated record. Gene Ontology annotation, biological process: regulation of DNA-templated transcription. NCBI's taxonomy places the organism in Eukaryota, Viridiplantae, Streptophyta, Magnoliopsida, Brassicales, Brassicaceae. The transcript is spliced from 4 exons. The coding region runs from base 20 to 1501 and encodes 493 amino acids. Gene Ontology annotation, molecular function: DNA binding; zinc ion binding.
UCCGUUGGAAGUUGGAACCAUGGAGAAUUCAUUGCUUGAUUCUGGGGAAACUGUGGAGAUGGUUACUACCCAGAAAAUCGAGGAAACAGUGAAGGGAAUACUCAGAGAAGCCGAUAUGGAUCAGAUGACUGAGUUCAAGCUCCGAAUCGCCGCUUCCGCUAAACUCGGUUUUGACUUGUCGGCGACCAAUCACAAGAAGCUAGUCAGAGAUAUUCUCGAGGCCUUCUUGCUAUCGAAUCCCGACGACGGGACUGUCCACGGUGAAGCAAUUGUACCGGAGACGGUGGCUCCGGCGAAUAAAGAGGCAGAUUCUGGUGCUGCCGCUGCCACUUCCGCUGGUACUGAAGAUGAACGCAUUAUUUGUAAGUUAUCGGAGAAGCGGAAUGUGACUGUUGAAAAAUACAGAGGCCAAGCUUUUCUAUCGAUUGGGGAGAGUUGUCAGGAAAAUGGAAAGCCUUUUAGAGGAGUACAUUUGUCAACUAACCAAUGGUCUGUGAUCAAGAAGAAUUUCGAAGCCAUAGAGGAAGGUAUUAAACAGUGCCAAUCAAAAUUACGAUCUGAAUCAAAACAAAACGGAGAUACUUCUGAGGCUGUGGAUAACAAGACCACUUGCAGUUUUUCAGUUAUCGAGACUUCACGUUUUGAUGGGAGUGGUUAUCUUGGCUGGGCAUCACAGAUGGAACUCUUUUUAAAGCAAUUGAAUUUGAGUUAUGUUCUCUCUGAACCAUUUCCUGUUACCAAUAGCUCUCAAGGCCCUGAAACCAACCCCAGAGAAAUAAGUCGAGCUGAUGCUGCAAGGAAAAAUUGGUGGAAAGAUGAUUACCUGUGCCACAAUCACUUGUUGAACUCCUUGUCAGAUCAUCUAUACCGUCGAUACUCGAAGAAAUUCAAGCAUGCCAAAGAAUUGUGGGACGACUUAAAGUGGGUCUACCAGUGUGAAGAAUCCAAUUCAAAGAGGUCACAGGUCAGAAAGUACAUUGAGUUCAAAAUGGUGGAAGAGAAACCGAUUCUUGAGCAAGUCCAAGACAUUAACAAGAUUGCGGAUUCCAUAGUGAGUGCUGGUAUGUUUCUUGAUGAGACAUUUCAUGUGAGUACCAUCAUUUCCAAGUUUCCCCCGUCGUGGAGUGGCUUCAGCACCAGAUUGAUGGAAAAGGAGUUUUUACCGGUCUGGAUGUUGAUGGAGCGAGUAAAAGCUGAGGAGCUUCUGAGAAAUGGAGCACAAAGGGUUACAUAUAGACCAGCCACAGGCUCUUCUCAGAUGGAAAGGAUACAUAGUCUAGGAACAACAACGCAUAGGGGUUGGAAGAGGAAAGAACCCGAGAGAGACGGGAGAGUCACCAUCGUCUGUGACAACUGUGGGAGGAAAGGACAUCUUGCAAAGAAUUGUUGGGGUAAGACAUUUGAUGAGAGAGCUUCAGGUAAACCGAAUCCGGUUACUUCUUCAUCCACUGAACCUGUGGUUUCAGAGACUCAAGCAACAACCAACAGUGGAAGGGAGUAAUAAAAAAAAGUUCAUAUUUCCGGAUUACAAAAUCACAGCCUCCCCCCAAGGGAAGAUGAGAAUCAAGAUCCAUUCCAAGAGGAUCAGCCUUUUCUGGCUUUAACAUCUUGAACCACCAGCUAACCAACAUUGAAUCUUCUGAAACAUCCGUUCAUUUUGUUAUUUUGGUCUUAGGUUUGUAAUUUUAGUUCAGGACAGUGAAUUGUAACAAAGGGAAAACAGAGAGAUGGGAAAUAGAACAGUUUUGGCCUUGAUUUAAUGUA